ACACAAGUGUUACUUGGUGAACUUUGCGACUUAGAGAAAGUUAAUACCACAACAAUGUUACUAUGGCUCUCUGUUUCAAUACUGAAAUCCAAUAUAUGCUUCAGCAUCUGGCCUCAUCUCUUUCAGGAAGAGAUGCUACAAUAUGCAAACAUGGUUCUGAAAAGGAAGGUAAGUGAAAGUUGACCUAGGAAACUCGUAGCACCCACAGUUGGCCUUGAGUGUUGUGUGCUUCAGAGACCGCUACAAGUUCUGUUGCUGCUUUUGUCUGCCCAUUCGCUGCUUGCAGUGCUUAAGAAACUGUUCAAAUAACCACAUGGUCAUAUAUAGGUUAUUAUUAUCUUUAUCUUCUGUUGCUCACGUCCUACUCAGAUGCUUUAGUGCUAUGCAAAAUUGCUUAGCGAUGCACGCUGGAAUUGACUGAACUGCUUAUGUUUCGGGAGUAUAAAUCCCCGAAGGUGGGUGGCGAGGAGCCGUGUCACUAAGGUGAAGGGCAGAUCCAGCCAUGGUAGGUCCAUGGCCGCUGUGCCACCGUGGUUUCUAAAGGUGAUUUGUUGCAGCCUGAAAAGAUUGAAAAUGAUAUUUUGUUUAAUGUUGUGAGGAGGGAUACUCUUCUUGGGUCUACUAGCGGAAUUGAGUCUCAAGGAUAUCCUGGGGAGCCAGAUAGAUGUUAAAACAGUAUAGACAGAGUGCCUUGAUAGCAUUUCAGCUUCUGACAACGAUGACAAGGAACUAAAUGUCAUUGAUGAUGAUGCAUCUAAUCUCGUGAGCAGAAAUAAUCUACAAGAUCAAGGGUACUCACUGGAAGAAAAAAUAUAUCAUGAUUUUUCCUUAAAUUCUGAAGACGAGACAAGCACAAACAGACCAAAAGUUGCAUCUAUUUUUUACAUAUGUAUAGAGAUGCACCCGGCUUCCAUUAGCCUACCUAAAGGGUCUUCAGAAAAGGCAGAACUAGAAACAACAAACAUCCCUGAUGACAAUUCAGCUGCUAUGACUGAUGGAGUUGCCUCAUGUACUGGUAACUGAGUUGUCCUCCCUCUAGCUUUAAGGCAGCAUAUGUGUUUCGUGUUUCAAGAACUUCGAUCUAACCAUCAUGAAUUGGAUGGAGAAGCUUUGUGCUGUUCAAGUUUUCAGAAGGAGAUCCAAUGACAGUCAUUCGAGUGAAGAACCAAUUAUUUGUUUCAAGGAUAGAAUUGAGAUUCUAACAGUCUGGCAUUUAAUUCCAACUGAGUGAAAACUAAUUCAGACAACAACAAUUGUCAUCUCAAUUGGAAUUACAAAUGCCUGAUGUCCAGAUGCUACCUCAUAGGCUUAGAGCCAGUAAACAGUGGAUACAAGAGGGACCUGGACCUUUUAUGGACAUGGAUGGUGGAUGCUCACACAUAGAGGUUAAGCAACAAUGGUGAAUGUGAAGGAUGUGGAUAGAAUGCGUAGAGAGAUGCAGGCUAUUGAAGAUGACAUUGCCAACGCCGAGAAGGGGAAAGCAGCACUGGAGGAUAAGGUCUGGGAAGUUGAAGCUAAGCUGGUUACCAAGCUUGAGGAGCUUGAGAGGCAUGCUGAUCAGUGCAACCAGGCCCUCAAAAAGUUGAAACCUACUGUUGCUUUUCAGUACAUGAUAGAUUCAAAAGGAUCUUCUCCUGCUGAGAUGCUAGGUACUGGUUACAAAACAGUACUAAAACCUGCACUUCUGGCUCAUGCUGAGGAGAAAAAAAAGGAUUUGUCUCUCAAAUCUUGAAAACUUAAAUGAUCUACAAAAGCAGCUGCAAGGAAAUGCGAAGGUUCUAGAGGAGGAAAGGAAUAAUAUUUUCAGUCUCCAGGCAAAAAAUAACGAA
This is a messenger RNA of Zea mays, 1829 nucleotides long. Its product is annotated as kinetochore protein NDC80 homolog. The transcript is spliced from 2 exons. The record is from RefSeq and is a predicted model, not a curated record. Bases 1397 to 1732 code for a protein of 111 amino acids. Lineage: Eukaryota; Viridiplantae; Streptophyta; Magnoliopsida; Poales; Poaceae.